AUGAGUGAAUAAUAAACACCUAAUCGAGGGAGAUUUUUAUCACCAUAAUAAGGAAAUUAACAAUCAAGAGUUAAUUCUGAGAGCCAUAUAGUAAUUCCUAAUGAUAGGAUGAAGAAAUCUAGUGCAGGAGGGUCAAGUGUAAGAGUAAUUAAUUCAGUAAACAAUAAUCUUAAUCCUUUAGCCUCCUGUAGCGAUGACUUAAUCAGCAGUAGUAAAUUAAUUAGAGUAUUUCUAAAUGCCUAAUGGAUAAAUAUAGCCUAUGAUAACUUCAAAAGUAGUGCCAACCCUUGUUAGACCUUAAUAAAGUAAUGAUUAAUAAUAUAAUUGUUAGCCAUUAUCAUUAAGCAAGAUGGAGAUGGAUCUGACUUGGACAAAGUUAAUUAACUACAAAUAGAAGUAGAAUAAUGGAAGGCAAGAUUCUUUGCUCUUUAAAUAACAAGUGGUGGUUCAGGAUUGGAAGAGCUAGUAAUUAAUGAAAAUAUAAUUUUUAGACUGGAAUGUAUGAAAUGAGAUUAAGGAUACUCUCAGAUGAAAAUGGCAAGUUGUUAGCAUUAAUUAAACAACUUAUCAAUGAAAACGAAUAGAAAGAUUUAGCAAUUGCUUAGAGAGAUAAUAAAAUUUAUUAAUUGGAAUUAAAUUAACACGAACAUGAUGCUUUACAAGAAUUACUCAAGAGAAAAUAAAAUGAAAACUAAGAUGUAUUAUUAUUUAUUUGAAUCUUUUAGUUAAGAGAAAAAUUGUAAAAUUUGGAGGAAGCCUUGAUUUAUGCAAGAAAAUUAGAAAUUGACAACUUUUAAUUGUUAAGUAAAAUUAAAAAUCUUGAAAAUGAAUUGGCUAUGUGGAAAGAUAAAUUCAAGUUAUCUGAAGAAGAUAGAAACAGAUUAUUAUAAGAAUUGAGAGAUUUACUUUAAAGAAUGAAUCAAUUGAAUUUAGACAGUGUUAAGAGAGGGUAAUUAUCUACUAUGGAUUUAUUGGAAGAUGAGAAUAAGAAAUUGAGAGAUUAAAUUAAUUAAAUACUUAAUGAUUUAGAUUAAUGGAGGAAAAAGGCUUUGGCAUUAGAAUUAUAAGUUUUUGAUCUUUAGGUUCAAGUUACUGAUCAAGAUAAUAAUAAUAAAUUAUUACUUAAAGAAAUUGAAAGAUUGAAUUAACAACUUGCAUCAAAACAAUAAGAAAUUGAAAGGUUAAAAAAUAAGUAAUAUUAACUUAUUAUAUAGUCUCUAAUAAGCAGAAGAUCAUAUAAAAGAAUUAUUAGGAUUAAAGUCAUAAAUUCAGGAGAAACAAAGAGUCAUUGAUGAAUUAAAAAGAAAAAAUGAUGAAUAAGCCAAAUAACUUUUAGAAAAUGAGAAGUUGAAAAAAUAAUUGGAUCAAGUAAGAGCUCAGAAUUAAGAUUUAUAAAAAUAAAAUGGUGUGUUAAAUUAUUAAAUUGAUCAAUUAAAUAAAACACUUGAAAAUAAAUAAUAAGCUUAUGAUAAAUUGAACAAUAAAUUAAAAUUCAUUGAAAAUGAUAACAAUACACUUAGAUAAUAAGUUUUGGAAAUUAAUGAAUUAUAAAUUGAAAAAUAAAGUUUAUUAUCAGAUUUGUCCUCUUUAGAUAAAGAAUUGAAAUUAAAAGCUGAAUAAUUAGCUAAUGUAGAAAAAGAAUUAUAAAAUCUAUAAGAAAAAUUAUCAUAAUUAAGAAUUCUGGAAUUAGAUUUAAAUAGAGCCAAAUCUUAAUUAGACAUGAAAGAUAGAGAUAUUGCUGAAUUAAGAAAUUAAAUUAAGAAUCUAACUGUUAAGAACUUUGAAUUGGAAUCAAGAUUAAAAGAAUUAAUAUCUAAAGAAACAGAGUACUUAAAAAUCUUCUAACAAUGUGAAACUUACAAAUCAUUAAAUGAUCAACUUAAUUUAUAAUUGGCCUAAUUAGAAGCAGAAAAUCAAUAAUUAUAAUCAUAAGUUGAUGGAUUAGGAGAAUUACAAAGUUAAUUAAAAGUUUUGUAAUAAAAAUAUGAAUAGACACUUAAAAUUAACUCUGAUUUAAGUUCAAGAAAUUCAUAAUUAUAGCAAUAAUUAUAAAAUAUUUCAUAAUAGAAAAAUCUUACUAGUUUAAGAGAUAAUUAAAUUAACAUUGAAUUAUAAAGAAAUAAUACAAUUUUAAAUUAAAAGUCUUAAUAGAUUGAAGAUUUAAGAUUGAAAUUAGCUAAAGCUGAAUAAUAAAUUGAUACUUUAAAUAAUUAAUUGUAAAAUAAGCAACAAGAAUUAGAUAACUAGAUUGUUUUGAAUGCAAAAUUAUAAGACAGAAUAAGAUAAUUAGAAUCAGAGUUACUUAAUCUUUAGAAAACCGUAUAGAAUUUAUAGGAUUAGAAUAAUUCUAUAAAAAAUGAUCAUCAUUUAUAAAUUUAAGAAUUUAGAGAAGAAAUACUUCGUAAAUAAGAAGAAAUCAAAGCUCUUUAAAAAUUGGCUGAUUAAUACAAAGAAAAGUAUUUAGAAAAUGAUCGUUAAUUAGCUGAUUUGAAAGGUCUUUAAAGAAAAUUAAAUGAUAUUACAAUCUAAAAGAAUUAAAUGGCUGAUUUAAAUACAACUUAUUAAGAUUAAAUAAGCAAAUUAUAAGGAGAGAUUAGAUCAUUGUAAAUUAAAAUUCAAGAAACCCAUUUGUUUGAAGAUUAGAAUAAAUAAUAUGAAGCAAUAAUUGAGAAAUUAAAGGCAGAAAAUACAUUAAAGAGCAAAGAAAUUACAGAACUCAACAUUUAAUUACCAACAUAUAUGUAAUAGGUUUCUGAUUUGGAGAAAAAAUUAUUGAGAACAGAUUAAUAAUAUUAAAUCUAUAAGAAUGAAGUAGAAAGAUUGAGAUAAGAGAAACAAAACUUAAUAAAAGAGAUUGAAGAACUUAAGAGAAAGAACAAUAACUUAGAAUAGAAAGUGAAUUAAUUAAGUUAUUUACAAGAAUUGAUUCCUCAAUUAGAAUAAAAAGCUAAUAAAUUAUAAAAUUAAGUAGAUAAAUUAUCGAAAUAAAAUUUAGACUAUAAUGAUUAAAUAAAUCUUUAAAAUGAAUAAUUAAGUUAAUAAGAGUUAUAAAUAAGAACCUUAUUUUAGGUAAAAUCAAAUUUAUAAUAAUUGGAAUCAAAUUAUACUUUGGUAGUUUAACAAUUAAAUGAUUAGAGAAUUUAAAAUACUAAAUUAGAGUAAGCAUAUUUAGAUGAAUAAUAAAAACAUUAAAAGACUGCUGAUGAAUUAAAGAAGUUGACAAAAGAGUUAGAUCAAUCAAGAAAUAAGAUUGAAUAAUAAGCUAAGUUAAUAAAAGAAUUGGAAGGAAAAAUAAUAAAGGAUAGAAUAUUAGAAUAAGAAUUAAAAGAAGCAAUAGGUUUCAACCUUACUUUGGAUACAAAGCUUAAUCAAGUAAGAUAGGAAAAUGAGAGUUUGAAAAAUGAAAUUGCCUAAUUGAGAGAUGAGUUAGAAUAAUGGAAGGCUAAAUAUUUAUAGAAAGAUAAUGAAGUUAAGACAUUAUAAGUUUAUAAAGCAGAAGCAAUAUAGAUGAGAUUAAUAAAUGAUGAAUUAACAGAUAAUUUUAAUUAAUUAACAAAAUAAUUGAAAGCAAUAACUUUAGAGAAAUAAAUGAUGGAAGAGGAGUUAUAGCAUGAAAUAGCAGAUUUGAGAUAGAAGAUUGCAGAAUUAGAAUAAUUAGUAGCUUAAAUUGAGCCAUUACAAGCUUAAGUUAGUGAUUUGUAAUAGUUGAUGAAUAAAUUGUAAGUAGAGAAUAAACAAUUAACUAAAAAAUUAGGAGAAGCUUAGACUAAAGUGAAAGAGUUGGAAGGUUAAAUUGAGUCAUAUUAAGUAAUGGAGAAAGACUAUAAUAAUUUAUAAGCUAAUUAUGCUGAAAAGUAUGAUAUAUUUUUUAUUAAAAAAUAGAUCUUAAGAUUUAAGAAUGACUAAGGAAGAUUUAGACAAGACUACAUUAUAAUUGGAUAAAGUAACAAAAGAGAAAGAGAAUUUGGAUAUGAGAAUAGCAAUGUUGGCUGCUGAAAUUGAGAGAUAAAAACAUUUAAAUAAAAAUAAAUAAGAAAAAAUAGAUGAAUUAACAAAUUAAAAUACAGAUGUAUUAUUAAAUUACAAUUAAAAUAGUUAUCAAAUGUUGUAGCAUAACUAGAACCAUUAGAUCCAGAAAAUACAAGAUUGUCAGAAUAAAUAUAAGAAAUGAAAAAGAAGGCAGAUUAAGAUUAAUUAGAUUUAAUGAAGAAGGAUGAUUAAAUAAAUAAGUUAAAUAAUGAAGUUUAUGGAUUAUAAAAUAAAGUAGCAUUACUUGGACCAGAAAUAGAGAGAGCUAAACUUAAAUACAAUGGAGCUUAAAAUACAAUCAAGGAGUUAGAAGAGAAAUUAUAAGAUUAUGAACACUUAUAAUAGGAGUUAGGAACAUUAGAAAAUGCAUUAAAUUAGGUUGAAGAAAAAGCACAAAAUUUAGAGAAAGAAAAUAAUACACUUCAUUAAACAUUAACUGCAAAGUCUGAUGAAUUAAAUUAAGCAAAAGCUAGGUAAAUUAUAAAAUAAAAUUUAGUGUAAACGAUCUAUAAAACUAAUUGAAUUUAUUGAAUGAACAAUUGAUAAAUUAAUAAUAAUUAGAGAAUGAGUUAUAAUAGAGAGAUCAUGAGAACUCAUAAUUGAAAGAAAAGAUUCAACAAUUAUAAUAAUAGGUUGAAUAAUUAGAAUAGAUUAAGGUAAUAAAUAUUAUGAUAAAAUUAGUAUGAUAAUGAAGGUAAGAUAGCUAUGUUGGCUACACAAAUAGAAGCCUUGAAAUAUAAAUAUUAAGUAGCUGAAAAUAAGUUAAAAGAAUAAGAAGAAUUGAUUGGAUAAUUAAAUGAGGAUUUAGAUAACUUUGAUAAACACAUAUAAGAAUUGGAAGGAGAAAAUUUAGAUUUAAAGGCUAGAUUGCAACCAGUUAGAGCUUAUUGA
This is a messenger RNA of Paramecium sonneborni, 4920 nucleotides long. Lineage: Eukaryota; Ciliophora; Oligohymenophorea; Peniculida; Parameciidae. The record is from the annotation of a GenBank genome assembly.